UAGGAGGGGAUUAUUUAGAAAACAGAACAUUACCAUUUAAAGUUGUUUCUUCGGAACAAAAUUACAUCGAAAAAAUAAAGGAAGCGAAAAUCUUUGGUGUUUGAGAAGGACUUGAGUUGUGAAGAGAUCAAAUCGUUUCCAACAAUUAAAAAAAAAAUUACAUUUUUCAUUCCCAAAACUGAAGCCCCAAUCUUCUGAACCCUAAGGCUGAGAUUUCAGGCCAACAUUUGAAUUCUGUGACCAUUAAUAAUGACUACGGUCCAGAGUGAGGAGGCAGCAAAAGGAACUGCCACAACUGACAAAGCAUUCAAAAGAUGGGGAAGGAGAAGCCCAUUUUUGAGAUACGGCCUUCCUAUGAUCUCUCUCACCGUCCUCGGCUCUCUAGGCCUUGCCCAACUCUUGCAAGGCAGCAAGGAUAUUGCAAGGGUGAAAGAUGAUCAAGAGUGGGAAAUAAUUGAAACAAGAAAAGCAUUGUCUAGGACAGGACCAGUGCAUUCGUACAAUCCAAAACAGAUUUCCUUGGACGAUGAGCUAAAGGCUUUGCAACAAAAGGUGGACAUUAACAGCUAUGAAUACAAGAAAAUUCCUAAACCAAAUGAAGGCCAUCAAGACUAGUGUAGAGUUGUGGAUUGGAAACAACUUUUGUCAGAAUUUCUCAUGUACCGUUCUGGAAGUAAAUUUUUAUGGAGUCAAAAGCUAAUUCCAUCUUGCUAGUGAAGGUGGUAUGGCCCUUCAUCUUUAGUGUUUUGACUUUUGCUUACGACAUUAUGGGAGUUGAAGUUGAGAUAAAAUUUUGAAAUUUGUGUACCGAGGAUUUUUAAGUACGGUGCUGGGAAUAGCUAAAGGUACUCCCUUGGCUCUAAGGGUGAAAAAGUGUAAAUGUUUCUUGUCAUGUUUUA
Molecule: messenger RNA, 899 nt
Organism: Vigna radiata var. radiata (mung bean)
Lineage: Eukaryota; Viridiplantae; Streptophyta; Magnoliopsida; Fabales; Fabaceae
Exons: 5
Coding region: 250-615 (121 amino acids)
Cellular component (GO): mitochondrial membrane
Source: RefSeq, a predicted model, not a curated record